AUGUCUUCCGACCCUCCCCGAGCCCCCAAGCCCAAACGAAGCCGAAGGCAAUCUCUGAACCGAGCCCGUUACGAAAAGACUCGCCAUCUCACUCCAUAUGCUCUACUCGAACUCGACCUCCGACAAGAGGGAGGCAUCGCGCACCCUGCCCGAGCCCGCACCUUCGCCCCGGAAGUGUACAGCCACCUCUCCGAAGCGCAACGAGCCCACCUCCGACAGCUGGCCGAAGACGGUGGACCCGAUCUCUCAGAUCUGCGGGGUUACCCAAGAACACAGCGUGUCAAAUCCCCCGGCCCCACGGCCCCCGCCUCCGCCUCCCCUCCGCUCUCCCACCAGCCCUCAACCCUACCCCCAACAAGCACUUACACUCCCAGCAUCGAAGAACCAUACCCGGCCUCCUUUUUACCCCUCAAACACCCCCCUUCGCCAACCUCCCUACUCUCUCCCAACACGACCUCAUUCCCAGAAUCCCCCUCCGUAGCCUCCCCUCGCAACCCCACAAAACCAACCCCUUACCUCUACGGCCCCUCCACAACCUUCAUCACCCACGCCCCGGACCACUCCCCUCUCCGCCCCCAUCACCAUCACCAUCACCAUCACCAUCACCACCACCGCUCGAACUCAGACGACCCCCGCCACCGCCGCCGCCACCGUCGCCCCCGCCCCCGCCGGACCGGCAGCGUCCUCCGCCGCCGUGUACUCCUCCAGGAAGCCCGCCGCGGCAGCGUCGCGCGGUACGGGCUGGGGGCGGCGGGGUUCUGGCAUAGACGGCGGCGGCCCGACGGGCGGCUGGAGAGCCAGGCGGAGGCGGAUGCGCGGCGCGCGCGGGCCCGGCAGGCGUGGAGCCAGGAGGAUUACAGGGCGGUGUUUGAGGCGCUUGCUUCGGAAUGGGGGCAGGGGGAGGAGGAGCGGGAGGGGAAGGGGUGGGAAUCGGAGUGGGAGUCAGAGUGGGAGUCGGAGGAGGUCUGGGUCGGGGUCUGGGUCGGGGUCCAGGUCUAG
This is a messenger RNA of Aspergillus aculeatus ATCC 16872, 999 nucleotides long. RefSeq lists its product as uncharacterized. The coding region runs from base 1 to 999 and encodes 332 amino acids. The record is from RefSeq and is a predicted model, not a curated record. The transcript is spliced from 4 exons. Lineage: Eukaryota; Fungi; Ascomycota; Eurotiomycetes; Eurotiales; Aspergillaceae.